Molecule: messenger RNA, 1523 nt
Organism: Meleagris gallopavo (turkey)
Lineage: Eukaryota; Metazoa; Chordata; Aves; Galliformes; Phasianidae
Source: RefSeq, a predicted model, not a curated record
CGCCUUAGCGGCGCUUCCCCGCAGGAGGUGCGCGUCCUCGGGCUCCGGUUCCGCAACCCGCUGGGACUGGCGGCUGGCUUUGACAAACACGGCGAGGCUGUGGACGGGCUGUACAGGAUGGGCUUCGGCUUUGUGGAGGUGGGAACUGUCACGCCCGAGCCUCAGGAGGGCAACCCCAAGCCCAGAGUCUUUCGGCUGGUAGAAGAUGAGGCAGUCAUUAACAGAUAUGGAUUCAACAGCCACGGCCAUGCUGUGGUGGAGCGUAGGCUGCAGGCCCGCCAGGAGGCACAGCUCAAGCUCACAACUGCGGGGAUGCCUCUUGGAAUCAACCUGGGCAAGAACAAGAGCUCUACAGAUGCUGUAGCUGACUAUGUGGCUGGAGUCCAGACAUUGGGCCCCUUGGCUGACUACUUGGUUGUGAACGUGUCAAGCCCAAAUACUCCGGGGCUGCGGGACCUUCAGGGCAAGGCUGAGCUGCGGGACCUGCUAACCAAGGUGCUGGCAGAGAGGGACAUGCUGCCAUGUGAGCGUAAGCCAGCUGUGCUGGUGAAGAUUGCCCCGGAUCUCACUGAGCAGGACAAGCAGGACAUAGCUGGUGUUGUAUGUGAGGUUGGUGUGGAUGGACUGAUUGUCAGCAACACCACCAUCAGUCGCCCCAGCGGCCUCCAGAGCACACAGCGCCUGGAGUCUGGGGGCCUCAGUGGGAAGCCCCUGCGGGAGCUCUCCACACAGACAGUGCGGGAGAUGUAUGCCCUCACCCAAGGCCGGGUGCCCAUCAUUGGGGUGGGUGGGGUGAGCAGUGGCCGUGAUGCUUUGGAGAAGAUCCGUGCUGGAGCCUCGCUUGUACAGAUGUACACAGCACUAGUGUACCAUGGGCCCCCAGUGGUGGGGGCGGUGAAGCGGGAGCUGGAGGAGCUGCUGAGGGAGCAGGGCUUCAAGAGUGUCAUGGAAGCAGUUGGAGCAGAUCACCGGCGCUGACAGAUUGCAGGAUCAAGGUCUAGCCAAGAGAAGCCAUGACAAACCAGGAAUGGCUGUGAUGUUUCCAGACUGUUAGGUUGGGACCGAACCAAUGCCCUGGUCCUGGCCCUUGAGAAGGGUCAGUAAGAGGGACUGGGGCUGUACUGGUGGGAAGCUGGGGAAGGGGUCUCUGUACUAAUGCCACUGCCCAGGGCUGUACUUUUGGCUUUCCUGUGGGCUGUGUUCCCCAGCAGAAGCAAGUGGUGGUCAGGUUCCACUGGGGCUCAGAAAGGCCCUGGAGGAGGGCCAGCUGUGGAGUGAUAGAACAGUCUUGUGCCCACCUUCCCUACAGUACUGACCAGAGCCCAAGCAAUGUGUUAGGUAUCCCUUCUGCCCUUCAGUUCUGGAACCUCUCCUGCUCACUCUGGCUAGUGCUGGGUCAUGCACUACAGCCUCCGGAGUGGCAUCUCUCCUUCCUUGUCCUCAUCUGCUGUCUGUACAGUGCUUUAAUAAAUCUGGGGGUCCUGAUCCCGACCUAGAGUUAAUAAACAUUUCUCUUACCUUGU